CUUGCUCGCCACCACACGACACCAGCAACACAACCACACAGCCACACACUUCAGCCCACCAAUUUACCUUCACCAACAAUCAACUCGCCAACAACAACAAUUAACUGCUGCCCCAAACUACAGCCACCUAUCCCAAAUCGACCACCAAUUCGGAUGCCGCCGCAUCAUUUCCACCACCGCAAUCGAAGCCCACCAAGUGUUGCCACCAUUCAAACCUCAACAAGCCCCAACCUAAAUGACCGCACUUAUGUAAUCUUACCUCAAACAUUCGUAUUUCUUAGGAUAAAGGGAAGUAUGGUAUUCUGGGAGUACAAACAAUUCGGAACAACCUGUUUGAGGUGAGUGGAGAGAGAAAGAAGAAGAGUGAGGUGGCGGUGAUGAGUGGUGGUGGCGAAGGUGGGGUUGGUGGUUCCGUGGUUUUAGUGUUUGAGGUGAGAGGAGAGAGAAAGAAGAAGAGUGAGAAAGGAAAAUGAGAAAAUUAAAAAAAAAAAAAAAAAAAAAUUAACCUGUUUAUCAGGUCACAGGUAAAAUGGACCUGUUGGAGAAAGAGGGGUAUAAAGGUUGGAUUUUUGAGGAAUAAACAAAAGGUUGGAUUUUUCUACGGAAAAAGUAAAAAGGUUGGAUUUUUCUUUUCCAUUUUUCCUAAAUGAAAAGCACUACAUUUGACAUCAAUUAUUUAGGAAACAAUGUAUGAAUUCCAUUAUAGAGGCAUAGAGCUAUAAUCUUUCAUAACGACAUUUUUCUCUUCACCGGUCUUCCAAGCACGCUCUUGGAUUGACUUGCAGCAAUAAUCAUGUAGGCAUAAUUUACAUCAAUAAUCAUGAGGGCAUUUCAGGAGUUGUUACCCAUUCAUUUGAAUGUCGACCUAAUCUUCAGUAUGUACCAAAUGGAACAGAAAUAACUACAGAAUAUCAGAUCUUAUUAGUUUUAGAUUUUUCAGUAGUCAACUUUUCAGGAUAUCAAUCUCUCACUUUUCUAAAGCAUAAAAUCAGUAGCAAAGGUUUAACAUUCUAAAUAGACUUCACCUCUUCAUCCAUCUCAUCAGAUUCCUCAAAACAUAGCUGUAAGACUAACAGUACUUAUAUUAUUUAAAGCAAUAAUCAGGUAAAGUAAAAUAAGAAGCCAAAGCAGCUUCUAACUACAAUCCUCAUAGCUCAAAAAAUAUCUGAAACAACUUGAACUGAAAGGCCAUUUUUAGGAAUCUAUUUUAAGUAAGGAAAUGCUCAACUGUCUGAAGAACAACAUUCACCAUAAGAAAAAAUAGAAUUUUACCACUGUACUUUUGCGGAAACUAUUAGAAGUUUCCAUCGCCAUAUACCUAUUUGAUUCUCAAGAAAGAAAAAAAAAAAAAAAAAAAAAAAAAAGCUGAGGCACAGCAACAUACAACUUGACCUUUGUAAGCAGCAGCAUAGGAAUAUAACCUACAAAAACAAUGACUAAGAGUAAUCCUUAACAGUAUUAUCUUCAGCCCAUGAUGACAGCUAUAUAUAGACCUCGUAAUCAAAAUAAGUUCUGCAAGGAGAAGCCAAGCUAGCUAAGCUUUAAAAACAAACCAUCAACAUUUCCAAUUUUUCAAAGCUCGGGGUAAAGCAAUGGAAAUUGUGAAGAAUCUAGUGAGUGAAAUGCCACUAGUGAUCUUCAGUAAAAGCUCUUGCUGUUUUUCUCACUCAAUGAAGCAACUUAUGAGAAGCUAUGGAGCCAAUGCAACAGUAUAUGAGCUCGAUGAAAUUCCAAAUGGGAAGGAGAUUGAAAAGGGUCUUUUGAGCAUGGGAAAUAAGCCAAGUGUGCCAGCUAUUUUCAUUGGCCAUAAGUUAGUUGGUGGAUCUACAGAAGUCCUUAGCCUCCAAAUCCAGGGGAAAUUAGCAUCUCAGCUCAAGGAAGCAGGAGCCAUAUGGGUUUGAAAUAGUACAUAACUAAAGACUUUUCAUUGAGCCUCUUUCUUUUACUGUACAAGACUACAAGGUAACAAGAUUAGAAAUCAGUUAGACAAUAUGAUUCUGCUAAUGUAAUCACUUAAACUAACGAGGAGCUUCUCUUCAAUAUUUCUCUGCAAAUAAAGAUAUACCCUACUAUUCAUAAAUAAGUUGA
Messenger RNA from Chenopodium quinoa (quinoa), 2088 nucleotides. Its product is annotated as monothiol glutaredoxin-S1-like. Lineage: Eukaryota; Viridiplantae; Streptophyta; Magnoliopsida; Caryophyllales; Amaranthaceae. The record is from RefSeq and is a predicted model, not a curated record. The transcript has a single exon. The coding region runs from base 1593 to 1901 and encodes 102 amino acids.